Messenger RNA from Brettanomyces bruxellensis, 1959 nucleotides. RefSeq lists its product as uncharacterized. NCBI's taxonomy places the organism in Eukaryota, Fungi, Ascomycota, Pichiomycetes, Pichiales, Pichiaceae. Gene Ontology annotation, molecular function: superoxide-generating NADPH oxidase activator activity; protein binding; phosphatidylinositol binding. The transcript has a single exon. Gene Ontology annotation, biological process: superoxide anion generation. The record is from RefSeq and is a predicted model, not a curated record. Bases 1 to 1959 code for a protein of 652 amino acids.
AUGACACCUUCGCUUUCCAUUAAAACAGAUAUAUCUGUUUCCGGCCCCUUCAAUGUGCAGAAAAACACAAUGCUCACUCCCAUUGAGAAGCUGACAUCUCCAAAUAUUCAGAAAGAAGAACCAUAUGUGGCUGCAAAUUCAUCCGGCCUUGGAACUUUGAAUGCUGAAUUGCAUAGCGUGCCAUCACCUGUUAAAGCAAAUCCUUCAUAUGAUAUUGGAGGUGAGCAGCCUUCUGUUACCAAUGGUCAGCAUAUGUCCGGGACAGAUUCUCCAGUUCUUGUGUGUAUUGCUCCAUUCGAAGGCCAGUCAAAAAACGAGUUAACAACACAUAUGGGAGACACAGUGCGGCUUCUUUCGAAAUCAGUUGUUAAAGGGUGGAUUUUUGUCUGCUCCACCUAUGAAAAAGGACGUGCAGGCUGGAUUCCAAAAGACACAGUCAAAGUUCUUGACUUUGUUCCAUCAAAAAGUCACAACAGUGGAAGUUCCUCCCACUCUUCAACUUCAACCUCAACUACAACUUCGUCAUGCUUCAGCUACACGGAGAGUCCAUCAUCGUCAAAAGAUACCAUUAUGAGCCAACUGAACUAUAGGAACCUGAUAACUCCAUGGUAUGAAUACCAGCAGCAGCAGAAGCAAUUGCAGUUACAGCAGCUUCAAAGGCAGCAACAGCAAAUGCUGCAGCAACAACAACAACAACAACAACAACAAUCGCAACGAAGACAGCAGCAGAAAUUGCGGAGUGAAUAUUCAGGUAAAAGGCAAGAGUUCGAUUCAUACUCUUCACCUUUACCAUCAUCAGAAUUCUCUCCAGCGCAUAAUAAGCAGCUAGAAACUCCUCCUGCAACACCCCUUCCAUCAAAAAGGAUUCCACUGCCUUCAAGUGUGCCAAUGACAUCAACUCCAAAGUUUUCAAAUCUUGUUCGGAAUAAAACAUUUCCAAUCGCUCCCACUUCACAGCAAGUGGGAAAGAAAGCAUACCAACCGGAUCGCUCAUCUUCCCCAAUCAGGAAAAUGCCAAGAGAACGUCACAGAUUCCCGUACUCUAACAUUCGCGUUACCUCUGCACAUUGUACAAGCAAUAGAUUCUGGUACAGAAUAGAUGCAGUUUCCCAGAGUAGGCACGUUCAUCUCUGUCGUUUUUAUCAGGACUUUUACAACUUGCAGGUUGAGAUCAUGAUGAAUCAAGACAAACUAGGAGGCUCGGUGAAUGUUCUUCCAAAACUUCCAAAUUUGAUAUCCCCUGCGGACAACAUGUCGCAGGAUGGUAUGAACGCACGCUGCGUUUUGUUGAACAGAUACUUGUGCUCGGUUGUUUCUCUGGUUGAUCAAUUGCAGAAUAAUUUCCUAUUGGAAAUCAUACUCUCUUGGAUGAGAACCAGAACAGGAGAUUUUGAGCAUUCUUCCGAUCUAACAGAAACCGAAAUUCUGAGAUUGCUGUCCCCUAAAGAAGUGAGCGGGAAAAACAAGUUUGAUUCUGAUCCACAACUUUCAGUUCCGGGUUUACCACAACGGCAACAAUUCAAGCAAAACCAAAUUCCCCGGCCCCUGGCAAAUGAUACAGCCAUGUACACCACUCCUCAUAUGAAUGAAGAACUCGAUGAUGCUCCCACAGCCCCAUUAUUUUGUAAAGCCUCCCCAUCUGCGCUUUCCGGAGGAUCUGUUCGUCACCAUAGUUCAAGUGCUUCGAUACCAAGCAGCAGAAAUAAGGUUCAGGUUAACUUUAAAGUGCUUGAUGGGGAAAGUUCCUUCGUACUAAGACUUCCUAAGGAUAUUAACGUUCAUGAUCUAAAGUUGACGGUUGCUGGUCAAAUCAACAAAUAUCUGAGUGAUUUCAAUCUUAACUAUAAAGAUGAGAAGCACUCAUUGUUUAAACCUUUACGCUCGAAUGGCGAACUUCUGUCUUCUAUUAAAGAUGCAUUGCGGUUCGGCAGUAAUACUAUCUUGCUCAAAAUAGCAUGA